GUAAAUUGUCACGUGUGGACACGCCCCGCCCCGCCGCCUCCAUUAAAGCGCAGCAAAGGUCGUCGCUCUGCUUCCACCGAGCAGUCAAAUCCACAUCGAGGCCGAAGCAGACAGAGAGCGGGGCGGCGGCUCAGACGUAAAACGAAACCAGCGGACCCUGCGUGUAUGCAGGCGGCGCUCCGACACGAUAAAUUAGUAAUACAAAGCUCCUGGAGACCGGACUCCGCAGCCGAUCUGGGACUCCACGGACGGACGCAGAGGGUAUGUUCCCAGAGAAGGCCAGCCAGCUCGAAUAGGCUGCAGCGCCAGCGAGGCGGCUCGGUGCACGCUGGAAAUUCAAUUGGUGGAACCAGGGAGGGUGCCCCGGACUUUUCCACUGCAGGAAACCGACAGAGCAGCAGCAGUAUCUGCAGCAGCGGAGGGCUUGCCCUGCUGCACGGCAUGAGGAACUGACUCUGCAGGAUGCACCGCUGCAGCUGUGUCGCUCGCUGAAGGCGGACAGACUCCAGCUUGUCCCGGAACUGUGCAGGAAUUCGAUCCAACUGGUCGCUGACCACAUCGGCAAACGUUUCCACGGCUUAUUCCUCCUCCGGGGAGCCCCACGGUGGCCCUCGGCAGGCUUGCUGUGGAAAUGUAAACACAGGUCGGGCUGGAUUUUAAACUACGCACACGUCCCACCUCCUCCUCCUCCUUCUCCUUCUCCGUCCGAGAUGGAGACAGAGAGGGUCGACUCGAAGCAGGAGGGAGAGGCAGAGCCGCCCCUGCACAGCAUCCACGGAACCAACCGGAUCCGACCGUCCUCCUACCGGGCCUUGCGCAGCGCCGUUUCCACCUUGGCUCGCCUGGACGACUUCAGCUGCGAGAAGAUCGGGGCGGGCUUUUUCUCCGAGGUGUUCAAGGUGCAGCACCGCGUAACGGGUCAGGUGAUGGCUCUGAAGAUGAACAUCUUGGCCAGCAACCGAGCCAACAUGCUCAGGGAGGUCCAGCUCAUGAACAGACUAUCUCACCCCAACAUACUCAGGUUUAUAGGAGUGUGUGUUCAUGAGGGACAGCUGCACGCUCUCACAGAGUACAUCAACGGCGGUAACUUGGAGCAGCUGUUGAGCAGUGAAGCGUACCUGUCGUGGACCACGCGGCUCAGGCUGGCUCUGGACAUCGCCCGUGGACUGAAGUACCUGCACAGCAAGGGCAUCUUCCACAGGGACCUCACGUCUAAGAACUGUCUUGUGCGUUUGGAGGGUGGCAUGUGCUCAGCCGUGGUGGGAGACUUUGGCCUGGCAGAGAAAAUUCCGGAUUACAGUGAAGAAGAAAUCCCGGAACGUUUGGCAGUUGUCGGCUCCCCCUACUGGAUGGCUCCAGAGGUGCUCAGAGGAGAAGUGUACAAUGAAAAGGUGGAUGUGUUUGCAUACGGGAUCGUCUUGUGUGAGAUCAUUGCAAGGAUACAGGCCGACCCAGACAUCCUGCCACGCACUGAGGACUUUGGCCUGGACGUUGAGGCCUUUCAGCAGAUGGUUGGAGACUGUCCACCUUAUUUCCUGGAUUUGGCCAUCGCUUGCUGUAAUAUGACUGCGAAACUCCGUCCAUCUUUCUCCCAAAUUGUAGCGGAGCUGGAGAAGAAACGAGCUGAGAGAAGGCAGAGGGACGAACCUCCAGUGAAAGCCAUUGGGCCUCUGCGAAGGCCAUCCCUCUGCGACAUGUCUGAUCCACGUCUCUCUCGCAGCAAGUCAGACAUGCUGCACCCUCCGGACACGCCAUCCAUUACUUUGGCACCUUCUGCUCGGGUCAACCCCUUCUCGCAGCGGGAAGACCUGAAAGGAGGAAAAAUCAAACUUUUUGAUACUCCCAGCAAGUCGGUUAUAUCCCUGACAUUUACCUUGCCUCCUCUGCUGGACUGUAAUGACGUCUCAGCAUCUGAAGCUGAGGACGUGGACUUUCCCAGGAGGCACAGGCGAUGCCACUCACUGCCGUGUACUCCUCCUCCGCAUAUGAUGUCAGCGCCGAACACCGUCCUUACAGAGGAGGAGUCGAUGUUUGAGAUGAACAAUGUGAAUGGUGACGUGAACGGAGGAGGGAGUGAGGAGGAAAGUUUGUUAGGUGGAGAAAAGGAGGAUUCUCUGGCAGGUGAUUCAGGUCUUCCAUUGUCAAUUGAACCUCUGUCGCUGAAUCUGGUGGACCAACAACACCAGGAGAUGGCGGAACAGCCCAUGGACUGCACCAUCUCCCCAGAUAUGCAGGACAUCACAUCCCUUUACUCUAAACAUCCUCCUCCCUCCCACUCCUCAACUCCCUGUCAUCCCUCCAACCCUUCCUUAUCAAACGGCUGGAGGUCAGCCAUCUCCAACCGGCCUCAGUGCCUGCUGCCCCUCUCCAAUCUGGACAACCACAAUGUGAUUGUAAGCCGACCGCUAGGCUGGGGCGCUGCCACAGACACUCCCACAACCAACAACAACGGCUAUCACUCCCAGCCCAGCGACCCCGCUGGCUCGUCCCCGUUCGGUUCCAGCAGCGGACACUCUCUGGACCAGGAGGAGGUGAUCUCCUGUCCUGGCUGCUGCCUGGCUGGACUCCGUUUCCCCUCAGUGUGUCUGAGAACCCCCCCUCGCCGAAACCCCUAUAAAAAUUUGAAUGGGGAUCACGUGGCCUCCCGUGGGCUACUCUGUCCAGGACCCAAGGGCCUGUCGCCCUCGCCUACCCCCACGACCACCAACACCAGCCUGGAUCCAGGACUGGCCUUGCCAGGAGCUCAAACAUAAAUCCUUGACUGUCAACACCAAAUGCAAAGCUCUUCCCUGGAAAAUAAGCGGGUCUCCUUAAAAUUUGCACAGAUUUUAAUGCAGCAAUUUUUCUAGACACGUCUUUUUGUUGCACAGGAGUUUGUGUGUCUGCAUGAGUUCAUUAAAAUACUGUCCAGACUUAAAAGAAAUGACUUUCUCCAGGAUUGCUGUGAGACCUUGGUGAUGGACGCCCUCUGCUGGACUGAGGGUGUCCCAAGACAUGAUUUGACUCUAUCAGGAUGUGAGCACUCCAGUUUGUCGCAGUGAGAUCCUGUAAAUGUACAUCUGUACCGAUUCUUAUACCGGAAGAGACUGAUGAGGCUGAAAUGAGGAAUCUUUAAGUUUAGUAUUAAUACGGUUGCAAUGAUUAUUUUGAUGUUUGGUGCUGCUUCUGAAUGAACAGGCAGUUUUGCUUUAAUGUGUUUAUCCAGAGGUGUACAGUGCAUUUCUGAGGAGCGUUUGAGUAAGUGGCUGUGUGUGUGAGAGAGCGGAUGAGAGUGCUGUUCACCGUUCUUAAGAAUAUUUUUGUUGCUGAAUAUUCUUUAUUUGGCCCCUUCUGGUUGCCUGGUUAAGCACUUCAACUGUAUUACUGUUAAAAAGGAAACUGUUUAUCAUUAUAUUUGGGAAUGAAUGGUCAAAGACCUGUUUAAGAGAUGUACAGAUUCUUAUUAUUUAAAGAUGGCAUUGAAUAAAAAGAUGCACUGAAAAUGCA
Girardinichthys multiradiatus is the source of this 3486-nucleotide messenger RNA. It is a transcript of the gene tesk1b, whose product is annotated as testis associated actin remodelling kinase 1b. Gene Ontology annotation, cellular component: cytoplasm; nucleus. Bases 711 to 2753 code for a protein of 680 amino acids. Gene Ontology annotation, molecular function: ATP binding; protein serine/threonine kinase activity. The transcript has 11 exons. The record is from RefSeq and is a predicted model, not a curated record. NCBI's taxonomy places the organism in Eukaryota, Metazoa, Chordata, Actinopteri, Cyprinodontiformes, Goodeidae. Gene Ontology annotation, biological process: protein phosphorylation; positive regulation of stress fiber assembly; actin cytoskeleton organization.